Phycomyces blakesleeanus NRRL 1555(-) is the source of this 783-nucleotide messenger RNA. RefSeq lists its product as hypothetical. The coding region runs from base 1 to 783 and encodes 260 amino acids. Lineage: Eukaryota; Fungi; Mucoromycota; Mucoromycetes; Mucorales; Phycomycetaceae. The transcript is spliced from 4 exons. The record is from RefSeq and is a predicted model, not a curated record.
AUGUGCCGGUUUCUAAUUUUUUUUGUCAGAAACCUUACAGGGACGACGUUUCUACUUCACCAGACUAUGCCCGGGGGGACCCAGUGUCUUUCUCCAAUCCCUCAGGGCAAAAUGGCGUGUCCUGAAAUUCAUACAUACACUCUAUCAAUAGCCAGUUAUGCAGAAGGUUAUAAGGAGUUGCUGUCAUUAGAUUGUGAUACAAACUUGUUGGAUAUUCUACUAUGUUUUGGUCUUUUUACGCAGUUUGGAAGCACCAACUGGCAAAUGGUCCCAACCAAUUCCUUUUUUAUGCAAAGCACAAAAAAAAAAUUCUAUGAAUAUUCUGUAUCCUUAGGGACCCAGGAGAGUUAUUCCAUGCUGGCAAAAAGGUCACAAUUUUUGGUCUGGUACAGUCAAAAUGUAGUCUCUCUAGGAUUAACUUUCAAAGAGUAUGCCAUUCAGCAAUUAAAUUCUCAAUCAUACGAGUCAGUGGAAGAUCAAGAUAAUACGGAGUCUGAGUACGAGGUGAAAUGCGCUAUGCCUUUUUGUCAAUUCGGUUUUCUAUAUCAAUACCAGAUUCCAGAUAUAUUGAAAAUAUCUGUGGUUUGGAAAUUGGAGCUGUGGAAAAUCAAACUAUUCCAUACAGCAGCUGUUGAAAUUGCACGACUUUGUGAGACAACCAAAAGAAUGCUUCAUAGAAGAGUGACAAAGGCAAGAUUACCAAGAGAGCUUAUGACUUUUGGAGCUAUGGUUUAUGGCUCAAUUGUUGAAUAUUAUAUUUACCAGUAUUAUUCAUCAGCAUAG